This is a messenger RNA of Lolium rigidum, 1517 nucleotides long. Its product is annotated as pyruvate dehydrogenase (acetyl-transferring) kinase, mitochondrial-like. Bases 16 to 1167 code for a protein of 383 amino acids. The record is from RefSeq and is a predicted model, not a curated record. Gene Ontology annotation, cellular component: mitochondrion. Lineage: Eukaryota; Viridiplantae; Streptophyta; Magnoliopsida; Poales; Poaceae. Gene Ontology annotation, biological process: protein phosphorylation; regulation of glucose metabolic process. Gene Ontology annotation, molecular function: pyruvate dehydrogenase (acetyl-transferring) kinase activity. The transcript has 7 exons.
GUUGGCGGGCGGACGAUGGCGUCGGAGCCGGUGGCGCGCGCGGUGGCGGAGGAGGUGGGGCGGUGGGGGAGCAUGAAGCAGACCGGGGUGAGCCUGCGGUACAUGAUGGAGUUCGGGUCCGUCCCCACGGAGCGCAACCUGCUGCUCUCCGCGCAGUUCCUGCACAAGGAGCUCCCCAUCCGCAUCGCCCGGCGCGCGCUCGAGCUCGACUCCCUCCCCUUCGGCCUCUCCGCCAAGCCCGCCAUCCUCAAGGCUGGCGGACGGAUGUUUUCGUGUUGGGAAAUGGAAUGUGAAGAAGAUACUUGUCACUCUGUGAGGGACUGGUAUAUGGACUCCUUCCGCGACAUCCGAUAUUUUCCAGAGGUGAAGAACCGGGACGACGAGCUUGCUUUCACGCAGAUGAUUAAGAUGAUCAAAGUGCGGCACAAUAAUGUGGUUCCGACAAUGGCUUUGGGAGUGCAGCAGCUGAAAAACGAGCAGUUCAGCUCAAGGAAGCUUCCCCCAGGAUUCGAUGAGAUCCACGAGUUCCUUGAUCGGUUUUACAUGUCAAGGAUUGGUAUUCGCAUGCUGAUAGGGCAGCACGUGGCUUUGCAUGAUCCUGAGCCAGAGCCCGGUGUCAUAGGCCUCAUUAAUACAAAAUUGUCCCCCAUACAGGUAGCUCAAAUUGCUAGUGAGGAUGCACGUUCCAUUUGUUUGAGGGAAUACGGGUCAGCACCGGACAUCAAUAUUUAUGGAGAUCCUAAUUUUACAUUUCCAUACGUCGCAUCACAUCUUCAUCUCAUGCUGUUUGAGCUGGUGAAAAAUUCCCUUCGUGCUGUACAGGAAAAAUACAUGAAUUCUGAUAAAGAUGUCCCUCCUGUCAGAAUUAUAGUUGCUGAUGGAACAGAGGAUGUUACUAUUAAGGUGAGUGAUGAAGGUGGUGGAAUACGAAGAAGCGGCCUCCCUAGAAUUUUCACAUAUCUUUACAGCACCGCUAAAAAUUUACCUGAUAUAGAGGGCCCUAGUGAAGGCGUAACUAUGGCUGGAUAUGGUUUUGGACUUCCAGUUAGUCGCCUUUAUGCACGAUAUUUUGGUGGCGACUUACAAAUAAUAUCCAUGGAAGGAUACGGCACUGAUGCUUACCUCCACUUGUCACGGUUGGGAGACUCGGAGGAGCCCUUGCCCUAGUGACCUCUCUGAUCUGAUACAACAUCUGUAAUUAGGUUGCUGCUUAUUGUAAUUUAUGCGCUGGUUUGCAAAUAUUGCUUCAAGGGCCAGCCAUCCAUAGCUGUUAACCUUGUUAUCUUCUAGCUACAAUGCUUUCAUCAUUUCAGUUUUUUUUUGUGUGCCUCUGUUGCAUAGUUUGGCACUGUUUCUCAUGAGCACAAUUUUCUGCAGUACAUAGUUUCAGACUCGCAGGGUAACCACAGAUGCUAUCCUACCCAACAAAAAAUAUUUACUUUGUAAUUAGCAAUAUUAGGACUAGAAGUUGUAUGUUGUAUGCUUUGCACGCAUCUCUUCAUGUCAUUAUGUGUCUU